GUUCUGGGCGCAUGCCCCCAGCAGGCCCUUUUCCGGCAGCGAUUGUGAGCAAGUUGGUCGCGUCCGCUCCUCCGGGUCUGUCCAGACUUGCAACAUGAGCUGCUACAGUAAGGCGUCUGGUUUUAGCGACGGUAAUGGCUCCAGUAGUGAGGAGCAGGCCAGCCCUGGUAGCCCCGGAGCCCUGCAGGCUACUGGAAUAGGCUUGGACCAGGGUGAGGGCGAGGGCGGAGGUGCGAGCUGGGAGGAGGGCGGGCCCUCAAGCCCGCAGGUUCUCAACCCGCAGCUGGAGUUCAAGUCUGGGUGCCAGUCUGAGUCCAAACUGGGAAUGACACAGGCGGAAGCCGCAGCUCUCUGGGGCUGCAAGACUAAGCCACGGAAGCCCACCCCCGUGGGAGAGUGCUCUGCAAGUUCCGCAUUCCAGUUUGCUGCGGCGUAUGCAGCUGUUGUGCAAAUGCUGACCGACCCCAGUGCCGGGGCCUUGCACAGAUUCCUGAGUACAGGAAGUGGCGCCGCCGAAGAAGCGGCCGCCGUUUGUGCGCAUGUCGAGGUAGACCCCAGCAGCCGAGGCAUGCUGGGCCGGAGCAGUCUGGGAUCACUGCAGGCUUGUGCCACCGCCUCUCGUGCUCUUGGGGAAUUCCGGGUCCGGGGCCGCAGCAAGAGAAGAAGCGCCAGACGUCGCUUGAACAUUGGCACCGAUAGCCAUUGCUGCUUCGGAGAAGGCAUGGUGGGGCUGCCUCCUGACCCUGAGCCCUGCGAUGAGCUCUGGAAUGUGCAGCCCAUGAGGGUUCCAGCACAGAGAUCAGGGAUGCCUUGCUGUUGCAUGCAUCAUGGAGAAUUCAAAAGUCUAUACUUCAAUACCGAAAACUCACAAGUUCCAGAAAAUUCACAGCCUUUGAGUCUGAGCCAGGGAGGUGUCACACCUAGAGGCGCUGCACACUGGGGUGCCCCGGAACCACCUGUUCAUCCUCAGACACCAGAUAUGAAGAAAUUGCCACCUGGAAUGCAAAGGUGUCUUCAGAAGGAAGUAGACGACCUUAGAGAGCAACCAGAAGACAUUUCCACAUCGGAGUUGGAAUCCCUCACUGAGAAGUUCCAGAGGCUGUGAAGUUGAACUCAGCAUCUUCUAUUAGACAAGUAGCUACUACCUGUGGAGCCCAGGAGCUAUGGCCCAGGCGUUUCCCUCCAGUUCCUCUUCAGCCAGAGCCUCCUGUCUGCCCAAACACUUGUCUCCUUCCCUACCCCAGUUCACAGCAGUUUCAAGUUAGAGUAGCUUUCAUGUUCCGUGCUCUGCUGUCUCUGGGCGAGGGCGGUUGAAGAACUGCUCCGUGUCAGAGCAUGUUAGGAACAGUUCCUCUGUUUAGGUUGUGCUACAAUAAACACAUGUUUGAAUGGCAGUUUCCAGCAA
This is a messenger RNA of Oryctolagus cuniculus (rabbit), 1405 nucleotides long. RefSeq lists its product as uncharacterized. Lineage: Eukaryota; Metazoa; Chordata; Mammalia; Lagomorpha; Leporidae. The record is from RefSeq and is a predicted model, not a curated record.